This is a messenger RNA of Argiope bruennichi, 685 nucleotides long. RefSeq lists its product as uncharacterized. The record is from RefSeq and is a predicted model, not a curated record. NCBI's taxonomy places the organism in Eukaryota, Metazoa, Arthropoda, Arachnida, Araneae, Araneidae. The transcript is spliced from 4 exons. Bases 255 to 608 code for a protein of 117 amino acids.
GAAAAAGCAGAAUAUCUAAAUCAGUAUUAAAUAAUUUUCUAGCUAAUUAAAUUAAAAUAUAUUAAAGACUUUUAUCUAAAAUUUGCUAAAGCAAUUAUAACUAAUUGAUUUCGAAUGUACGGGAUACUUUACUGAUCUUUCUCUCAAGAAGCAAGGGAUUAAAUACCAAAUAUGAGUUUUUCAAGUUAAUUCUUUCCAAAUACUGUCCCACAGUGAAGCAGUCAAUCGUACCAAUCAUUCUGGCUUUAAUAUUGAUGGUUGGAAUAAUAUUUUUCCCUGGUAUCGUAUCCACCAUCAAGGAAACUUUUGAUGAUGAAGAAAUAGCACUGUUGACUGAUCCUCGUUCUCGGCAAUGGAUCUGGACUGUCGAAGAUAUCAAAAGAUCUGUACUAGAGGCCGGGUGCGGGUUGCCCUUUAGCAACUGUGAGAUGCGCCCGUAUCACAGACGUGUGCUGUCGUAUAUUUUGAUCAACGGUCUUUCUUGCCUUAUUUGCACAGCUCUCUUUUACCCGCUCUACAAGGCUGGGCUCAUUCUGCCUCUGCCAUCUGUCAGCUUUUCUCCACUCGUCCGAAUCGGCCAAUGGGAAAUUCUCGACAAUGGAUUUUAGAAAACAAAAUUAUCUUAUCUCAAUAAUUUCUUUCCUUUAUUAGCCACUGUGUAACGUAAUAAAACAAUUUCAUCGAA